CGGACGGGCUUUCGUCCUGCAUAAUUAGGUAUGCCGUACGUCGCCAAAAUAUGCAACGUAUACAGGCGAUCAUGCCGACUGGCUCUCAUAGUAUGGUACGUAGUAAACUGUGCUUUGGGAAACAUGUGCAGAAGACUUGGGGUGUACUUAAUAAACUUUCGACUUCAACUGUAGUGCUCUUGAGGCAAAAGUUGGCAUCCUGUUAACAAUAGGCAGGUAAAUCGUUGACUUGAUGGCACAUUAACUCCAGAAACAUGAUAGUGUUAUCAUCGUCUUCGGCGUCCUCCUUGUCGGAGACGCCGUCGUUGCUGUCGGUCUUAAAGGCACUACCAGCGGACUGCGUGCGCAACAACUUGGUAUCCGCUUUCGGCAGGCUGACCGAUGCCAACUGCAACCGUGCACGUCCGCCCAUCGGCAGCCAUCAAUGGCUGCCCGGCCAAUGGACGCCUGUGCUCUAUGGCAUCUCCCGCGAAUGGCGCACAUACGCGCGCUGCGUUCUCACGCAUACCCUCACCGUAGACCUCGCCAUUACCGUCUCUCUACAGCGCCCAGGCGUCGGCAACGGCCUCUCCGCUCUGGAAUCCUUCCUCUCCAACUUCCCUAGCCUCCAGCACCUAACCCUGCUUGCCGGAAACGGCGGAGCACCCGUAGACGAUGGCGCGAAGCCGCCCAACAGCCCCGCCUACGGUAACAGCAGCUCCCUGCUUUCCAUGGCAGAGGCCGUCAGCGUAGCGCUCGCAGCCCAGCAGCUCCUCCGUCUAGACCGCCCGGAGCCCUCAGCCGCCUCAGCUUCCGCAGCCAGCCAAGGGCCCCGCCUGACCUCCCUGGAGCUCCGCCUGCACCCAGCAGUCUGGAGGACGCUGCGCGGCGCCGACCCAGAUGACUUUCUGCAGCGCCUAGCAGCAGCUCAUCCCUCCCUGGAGGGCCUUACGCUGCAUGUGGCUGUGCCGGCACCGCCCGGCGCGAGUGUGGCAAGCAGUCCGGCGCCGGCAGGGGCGAGUAUGUCGGGCGGGCCGCCGGUGGUGGUGAGCGUGGCGGCGCUUGCGGGUCUUCCGGAGCUGCAGCGGCUGCACCUGGGGGGCCCUAUCGUGGUGGAGGGGCUGGCGGCGCUUACGCAGCUCAAGGGCUUAACCCUUGAGGGCAUUGUUCCCCCUUCAGCCCACCGCGCCCUGCCCUUCCUCACCGGCCUCACCAGCCUCCGCGUCUCAGACAGCCACCAACGGCCCUACGCCGCCAAUCCCUCAGCCACGCCGGCCCUACGCAACGCCGGCGGCGCUGGCGCGAGCUUUAGCGCCUCCGCAUCCCCCUCCUCCGCCCUCGUUCUCCACCAACUCCGCCGUGACCCCACCGUCAGCGCUCUACGUCUGCGCGUGCUGCACCUCCCAGACGUCCGCCUCUCCCCCAAGGAGUGGGCAUCGCUGUCGCGCCUGGCUCCCACGCUCCUAGAGCUGGAGCUCGCAACCGUAGUGACCCGUGGGUCACGACCCGACGCGAACUCUCGGAACAACAGCGGCGGGGAGCUGCAGGGCAUGGAAACCCGACCCACGGGGGGCUCCCUCGCCACAGCCGCAGCUGCCAUUGCGGCUGCCAUGCCCGACUGGUUCGUUCGCGCGACGGUGGGGGACGAGGCAGCGUACAGCGGCGGAGGCAGCGGCGGUGCGAGGUCAACCAACAGUGGCAGCGGCGGCGGCGGUGGCGCUGCCGCGCAGCGACGUCAGGCUAGCAGCAGCGUGACGGAGGUAGAGCACAACCGUUUGUUGGCGGUAGUUGGCGGCGGCAGCGGCCGCCGCAUCGCCUCCGCCACGGCUGCGGGGACGCCCAAGGGCGGCGGUGCUGCUGCUGCUGUGAACGGCGGCGGCCGAGGCGGGCCGGCCCCCUCCUCCCUGUCUUCCGCCUCCAGCUGUCCGCUGCUGCCGGGUUUGCGGCGGCUGGUGCUGUGGGACUAUCACGAGGCGGGGCAGCUGGUGGAGCUGCUGAGGCUGCUGCCGGACCUGCAGGAGCUGCAUGCUGGCCUCCUGCUAGACGACCCGCCGAACUGCCCCGCCGCUGCUCUGCGUCCCGCCGCCGUCGCCAUGCUUCGUCCCCUGGUGGAAGCCCUGCGGCCGUUGCGUGAUGUACGACUGACGGUUAGCUGUGACCCGGCGGCAGUGACGGGGCAGCUGGCGUGUGUGUUUUUGAUGGAGAGCGGGCUUGCGGCGGUGGCUGGCAUCCGGGGGCUGUCGCUGAACGUGUGGGUUGCGGCUGAGGUUCAGCUGGGCAGCCUGGCAGCGCUGGCACAGCUGAGGAGCCUGGAGCUGACGUUGGGGAAGCAGGAGCAGGAAUCGGAGCUGUCCGUGCUAACGCGGCUCGAGCGGCUGUCGUACCUUUCGCUUCGCAUCACCCCCGGCAUCUGGAACGAGAUCCAAGGCCGUACUGGCCGCGUCACUGCGGGCGCUGCGCUGCGCCUUGCCAUGUCCUUCGCGGCUGGCCAGGUGCUGCUGCUGGUGGCCGACGUGCACCGGGAGAUAUGCGAGGACGAGGCGAUCUCACUGGUUAAAUCCGUGGAGAUGACGACGGGGCAGCCCGGGGCCGCGUGGGCCGUUUCGGCGUGGGUUGAAGAGACGGCGGAAUACAUCAUGGGAUUCGGGCCGAGCGCGGGG
Molecule: messenger RNA, 2639 nt
Organism: Astrephomene gubernaculifera
Lineage: Eukaryota; Viridiplantae; Chlorophyta; Chlorophyceae; Chlamydomonadales; Astrephomenaceae
Source: the annotation of a GenBank genome assembly